AUGACAUUGGCAGAUAUCCUAACCUCUUCACCACAACCGUCCGUAACGUUGAAGACCACGAACAGUGACGUCAUCGAUGAAAGAUCGCAAAAGGGACAGUUUGGAUGGUUUACUUUGGGUAUGGUACACAUUCCUUUAAUAUAUCGAAAUAACGAGGAGUAUUGUUCGGUUAGAAUGGCCGAACAGGGCGCUUUAAAUUGUUAUUUAAAAUUUUUGAAUAAAGAUAUAGACAAUUGUGUCAACGUCAAAAGUUCUUACGUUACAAGCGCCGAGGCAAACCUCCUUAACCAAAUCAAUUUUAUCCAUUGCGACGGCCAAUUCGGACGGGAUCAUUUCGCAAAUCAAUUGUUGAUAAAAGUUAACGACGUAAAAGAAUUUUACGACUUCUUAAGAAUUUGUUAUGGAAAGUUAAUAGGGAAAGAAGCGGAUUGCGAUAAACGAUUGGGGUUUGUAAUUAUUAACAAAGAAUCCGUUGUACCUUACGCCGUUUCAAAUGGACGAAAAUAUGUGCCGUUAUUUUAUUUCGAAGGGGAAAUCGAUCAGUUGAAAUUAAAAUCGUAUAAAUUGGAGGGGUGGGAUCUUAGUUAUUUAAAGUUUUGUUGUAAAAUACAAGGAAUUCGGAACCAGUUAUUCGCGCACGAUACCUGUUCGGUCAUCGAUUUGGCCGAUAUUAAACAAUAUUUUCCACCGGAAACGACGUUCGAUGAGUAUUGGCCCAACAAUUCGGGAACUGCGCAAUUAUUAGUACCUUCAAGAAACCAACUUGUUUGUGGGGAAUGGACAAGAAGACCGCCCGCGCCUCUUAUUGUACCGGCACAUAAACAGAAUGCGUUACAAAAAAAUUCAGCGUAUCCACCACCGAAAAUGAGUUGCAGAACUUAUCCUACCAUACAAUAUAUGAGUAUGUCAUAA
Onthophagus taurus is the source of this 912-nucleotide messenger RNA. RefSeq lists its product as uncharacterized. Lineage: Eukaryota; Metazoa; Arthropoda; Insecta; Coleoptera; Scarabaeidae. The record is from RefSeq and is a predicted model, not a curated record.